Messenger RNA from Ailuropoda melanoleuca (giant panda), 748 nucleotides. Its product is annotated as pre-mRNA-splicing factor RBM22-like. The record is from RefSeq and is a predicted model, not a curated record. Lineage: Eukaryota; Metazoa; Chordata; Mammalia; Carnivora; Ursidae. The transcript has a single exon. Gene Ontology annotation, molecular function: metal ion binding; pre-mRNA binding; U6 snRNA binding. The annotation marks the transcript as partial. Gene Ontology annotation, cellular component: U2-type catalytic step 1 spliceosome; U2-type catalytic step 2 spliceosome; Prp19 complex.
UCUCAAGAUGGCGACCUCUCUGGGUUCCAACACCUACAACAGGCAGAACUGGGAGGAUGCGGACUUCCCCAUUCUGUGCCAGACGUGUCUUGGAGAAAACCCAUAUAUCCGAAUGACCAAAGAAAAGUAUGGGAAGGAAUGUAAAAUCUGUGCCAGGCCAUUCACAGUGUUUCGCUGGUGCCCCGGGGUCCGCAUGCGUUUCAAGAAAACUGAAGUGUGCCAAACCUGCAGUAAAUUGAAGAAUGUCUGUCAGACCUGCCUCUUGGACCUGGAGUACGGCCUGCCCAUCCAGGUUCGUGAUGCAGGAUUGUCUUUUAAAGAUGAUAUGCCAAAGUCAGAUGUCAACAAAGAGUACUACACACAGAAUAUGGAGAGAGAAGUUUCUAACUCUGAUGGGACGCGGCCAGUUGGCAUGUUGGGGAAAGCCACAUCCACCAGUGACAUGUUGCUCAAGCUGGCCCGGACCACACCCUACUACAAGAGGAACCGACCCCACAUCUGCUCCUUCUGGGUAAAAGGAGAAUGUAAGAGAGGAGAGGAGUGUCCAUACAGGCAAGAGAAGCCAACAGAUCCAGAUGACCCCCUUGCUGAUCAGAACAUCAAAGACCGAUAUUAUGGUAUCAAUGACCCUGUGGCAGAUAAACUUCUAAAGCGGGCUUCAACAAUGCCUCGUCUGGACCCACCAGAGGAUAAGACUAUCACCACACUGUAUGUUGGUGGCCUGGGCGAUACCAUUACUGAGACUGAU